Molecule: messenger RNA, 561 nt
Organism: Centruroides sculpturatus (bark scorpion)
Lineage: Eukaryota; Metazoa; Arthropoda; Arachnida; Scorpiones; Buthidae
Exons: 1
Coding region: 1-561 (186 amino acids)
Source: RefSeq, a predicted model, not a curated record
AUGGAAGGUCACCAGAGCACUGAGUGUACCACUACUCUAUGCUAUGUGAAUUGCAAAGACGCACAUCCCGCCUACUCUCGCAAAUGCCUUGCAUGGCAGACAGAAAAAGAAAUCCAGCGUGUAAAAACAGUCAACAACUUACCUUACCCAGAGGCACGUCGCAUGGUCACUUCAAGUGCACCACUAAAACAAAAAACAUUUGCUGCUGCUUUGAAAUCCACAAAAACAUGUGUUGUUCAAACCGAUAUUUCUGUUUCCCCAAAGGAAUCCCUCACCAGGCAUGUGAAAUGUUUACUGAUUACACCAAAAAAAACACCAGAAAAGGAGAGUAUAAAACCAAAAACACCCUUACCUAAAGCAGGGGUAAUAACAAGGAACCUGGGUUCUAAAAAGGCUAGUAAGAACCCACUAAACAAGCAGAGAGUAAAAGCGGCUCUCUGUAAAUGUAAAAAAUCAGAGGCUCACUCUAUGAGUGAGUUUUCUGAUAUCUCUGAUGAAGAGACUAAUCGGGAGGUGACAAAACCAAUAUCACCUUCAAAAGAAAAAUCCCGGUUAGAUUAA